CACCCAUAUGCACGUCACGACGAAUUCGGACAGGUCGCAUAACGCAUGCAGCUGGGCCUGUUCCGAGCGUUUAUACAGCAUGAGCACCAUGUUUCUUUUCCCUCGCGCAUUUCUUUUUUCCCCAACAGACAUUCUCAUAGGCUGCUGAUUGAGUUCUGUCAUAUUUGAGUGAUACCCAGAUGACGAGAUGGACCUGAGACUAUGUGUCGUCCUUGCGAUACUCGAAACAUUGCUUAUUACUGCCAUUGAUUGCAACGUGGGAAUUUCCGUAGGCGAAUGCAAGGCAACUGUAACGUUCUGGACGUUGUUCCUUGCCCAAAUUCUGGCAAUCAAGUUCUAUCGCAUCUUUCUAUAUCACCGAUACUUCUCGCCACUCCGUCACUUGCCAACUCCGAAGGGCAAUCAUUUUUUCUUUGGUCAGGCAUUGAACUUAAUCAAAGCAGACUCCCCAACCACGCUUCAUGUGCAAUGGAUGAAGCAAUUUCCUGGCGCGCCCCUCAUUCGAUUCUUGACGUUUGGUAAUAAUGAGGUUCUCCUGGUCAAUAGUCUGAAUGCACACAAGGACAUGUUUCAGACAAAAUGUUAUUCAUUUCGCAAGCCGGAUAGAUGGUCGCGCAUGAUGAAAGACAUAACUGGUAUCGGACUGGCAACUCUAGAAGGCGAAGAGCACAGGGCUCAUAGAAAAAUGUUGUCCAGCACAUUUUCUCCCGGCAGCAUUCGCAGGCUUCAGCCAGUAUUCCAGGCCAAAGCAAGAGAGGUGUGCGAGCUUUUUGACCGCGCGAUCGCUAUCUCCGGGUACGAGAAUGUUGGAGCUAUCGACUGCACUGACACUUUCUCCAAGGCAACCUUGGAUAUCAUGAGCCUCACAACUCUUGGUGUCGGCUUGUCUCAUAUGGCUUCUAUAGGCUCUGCAGAGACACUGCAGGCCAGAGGUGAACUGGCGAAGUCUCCUUACACUUUCCAUGAAGCAUAUAGCACUAUCUUCGGCCCUGACACAAUUGGAAAGCUGCUGAUGUUCGGUAACAUGUUUUUGCCCACUCGAUGGCUGCCACUCGAAGCCAAUCAUAGGUUCAAGUUUGCGACAACUUGGCUUCACGACACGUUGUCGCGGCUUGUGCAUCAGAGGUUUCGAGACGUCAAAGUCACAUCUUCUGAAGGCAAGUACUCAGCAAAAGGCUCUCAAGACAUCUUGUCUUUCAUCGUAGAAGAGAGUAUGCCGGGCGGUGUCGCAUCAGGCAUAACGAAAGACUUGGUCAAAGGACAUUUACUGCAGUUUCUGGGUGCUGGGCAUGACACCUCGGCGAACUCAAUCUCCUGGUGCAUGCAUACACUGGCGACACGGCAGGAUUGCCAAGCCAAGUUGCGAGACGAGAUCUGCCAAUUGACCAAUCGCGUACCCUCACCGGGUUUCUCUGAUCUAGAUAACUUGCCGUAUCUGAACCAGUUCGUGAAAGAAGUCCUCCGAGUAUAUCCACCAGCGUCCAUUAUUUAUCGUCAAGCGAAUGAGGGCAUAAUUAUUGACGGUGUGGAAGUACCUAAGGACACCUGCUUCGAGGUUGUUGCAGCUGUGACAUCUAUGAAUCCAUACAUCUGGGGUGAGAAUGCGGAAAUGUUCGAUCCGUCGCGCUGGGACUGUUUGACAGAAGUGCAAGCGUCGCCUUAUGCUUUUGCAGCAUUCUCCAAUGGGCCACGCAUCUGCAUUGGCCGCCAAUUCGCCCUCUAUGAAAUCAAGACGAUCUUGGUGGAGAUCAUCCGCAGUUUCGAGGUUCUCGAUGAUAUGGAGCCCUUCACAAUCGAGAAUCCAGGGCUGACGUUGCGCCCUCAUGGCAUGAAGGUUCGUUUCAGAAGGACAGAUUAGGUGCAAAAUACAACAAAGUGAAAGGAUAUGAAUGAAAUUGCACUCAAAUGCCUGAAGUUUAUUGAGACUUGAACUAUCAGCCAAUCACGACCGCAGAACCUGUAGCAACGC
Truncatella angustata is the source of this 1969-nucleotide messenger RNA. RefSeq names its product cytochrome P450. The record is from RefSeq and is a predicted model, not a curated record. The transcript is spliced from 5 exons. NCBI's taxonomy places the organism in Eukaryota, Fungi, Ascomycota, Sordariomycetes, Amphisphaeriales, Sporocadaceae. The coding region runs from base 188 to 1858 and encodes 556 amino acids. Gene Ontology annotation, molecular function: heme binding; monooxygenase activity; oxidoreductase activity, acting on paired donors, with incorporation or reduction of molecular oxygen.